Kwoniella mangroviensis CBS 8507 is the source of this 3354-nucleotide messenger RNA. RefSeq lists its product as uncharacterized. Lineage: Eukaryota; Fungi; Basidiomycota; Tremellomycetes; Tremellales; Cryptococcaceae. Bases 1 to 3354 code for a protein of 1117 amino acids. The transcript is spliced from 14 exons. The record is from RefSeq and is a predicted model, not a curated record. Gene Ontology annotation, molecular function: GTP binding; ribosome binding; GTPase activity. Gene Ontology annotation, biological process: cytosolic ribosome assembly. Gene Ontology annotation, cellular component: ribonucleoprotein complex; cytosol.
AUGUCACAAUCGUUUGCCGUUCCUCUGGCAAAUACCAGAAACGUCACUAUUGUAGCCCAUGUCGAUCACGGAAAGACGUCCUUUGCGGACAGUCUCCUGUCAUCCAACAAUAUCAUCUCAUCUCGAAUGGCCGGUAAAUUGAGAUUCCUCGAUUCAAGAGAAGAUGAGCAGGAAAGAGGAAUAACGAUGGAAAGUAGUGCUGUGUCUCUACGAUUUGACAUGAACAGAAUUGGUCCAGGUGGUAUAGCUUCAACGUCAAAACAUCUGUGUAAUGUCAUCGAUACACCUGGUCAUGUUGAUUUCGCUUCCGAGGUAUCUACCGCUUCGAGAUUAUGUGAUGGUGCUUUGGUAUUGGUAGAUUGCUGGGAAGGUGUCUGUACACAGACAAUAGCAGUCCUCCGGCAAGCAUGGGUAGACAGACUACGUCCAUUACUGGUGAUCAACAAGAUCGACCGAUUGAUCACCGAAUUACAAAUGUCACCUUCAGAGGCAUAUCAUCAUCUCUCACAAUCAAUCGAGCAGGUCAAUGCAGUGAUGGGUUCGUUCUACGCAUCAGAGAGGAUGGAAGACGACUUACGUUGGAGGGAAGAAAGGGAGAAGAGACUCGCAGCUCGAAAAUCAGCUCAAGAAGAACAGAACGAUAUUAACACGGAAGAGAAUGAUGAACUAUUGGAUAAAGAGUUUGAAGAGAAAGAAGAUGAAGAUAUUUAUUUCGCACCUGACCGAGGAAACGUCUUGUUCGCUUCUGCAAUAGAUGGAUGGGCGUUCAGAUUGGGUAAAUUUGCAAGAUUAUAUGCAGAGAAAUUGAAGAUCAAAGAAUCAAACUUGAGGAGAGUCCUAUGGGGAGAUUGGUAUCUCGAUCCCAAGACGAAAAGAGUAGUAGGCAGGAAGAAAUUGGUGGGAAGAAAUCUAAAGCCAUUAUUUGUGCAAUUUGUGCUUGAGAACAUAUGGAGAGUUUACGAUACCGUUUUGAACCAACACGAUCCUGAGGCUACACAGAAGAUCGUGACUGCUCUGGGAGUACGAGUGACACCUCGAGAUAUACGAUCAAAAGAUACUCGAAAUCUCCUCAAUAUCAUCAUGCAACAGUGGCUCCCCCUUUCCACUGCUACUUUCCAAGCUGUGAUCGACGUCAUUCCUUCACCGUCCGAUGCUCAAGCUAUCAGAUUACCAUUCAUGCUCCAUCCGGAAAAAGCAGCCGCUUCCAAUACUGCACUUACUGCUUCCAACGAAAUGGAGAAAGGUCUUUAUGGAUGCGAUCAAUCUGAAGAUGCCAAUGUAGUCGCAUACGUCAGUAAAAUGUUUGCGGUGGAACGAAGUGAACUGCCAGAGUUCAAACCUAAAGAAAUGACCGCCGAGGAGAUGAGACAGCGAGGUAAAGAAGAGAGAGAGAGACGCGCAGCCUUAUUAGCUAGUCGUCAGGAGAUCGCCGGUACACCAAACGGAGUACCUUUACCUGAAAAUGGCGGCGAAGACCUCAUGAAACCUUUAGAUGCGAUAUCUCUGAUUGAUAAAGGAACAGAAACCCCGUUGAUACCGAUAGAUGAAUCCUCCGAAGUGCUAUUAGGUUUCUCAAGGAUUUUCUCAGGUGUAUUGAGGAGAAAUACUCCUCUUAUAGUCACAUUACCAAAAUACGAGAAUGAGCUUGGCCCGACUCACCCUAGAAAUGCUAAACAUAUCUUCAAGGUAGAGGCGAGAGAUUUAUAUAUGAUGAUGGGCAGAGAGUUGGUCUCGGUAGAAGAAGUACCUGCAGGUCAUGUUUGUGCGAUUGGCGGAUUGGAGAGGGUCGUACCGAGAAGUGCCACGUUGUGGGCACCGAACGCACAAGGAGUGGAAGAUCUGAAGGAAGAUACGGAGCUAGUCAAUUUAGCUGGUGUUAAUCUACUGUCUGCUCCAAUCGUCCGAGUUGCCCUCGAACCUGAAAAUCCAAGUGACAUGCCUAAACUUAUCAAAGGACUGCAAAUUCUCAAUCAAGCGGAUCCAUGCGCGGAAUACCUCGUGCAAGAGACAGGUGAACAUGUCAUCAUCACCGCAGGUGAAAUUCAUCUACAGCGGUGCAUAAAAGACCUGCAGGAGCGAUUCGCGAAAUGCCCAAUACAACAAUCUGCUGUGAUUGUUCCCUUCAGAGAAUCAGCAGUCAAAGCGCCAGAUAUGUUACCACCGAAAACGGCAGGUGCGCCGAGAGGUACGGUCAACGGAUCAAUCCUCAAUGGAUUGGUCACCUUCACUAUACGCGCUUUACCUCUACCACCAGCAAUAAUAGAGUUCCUCCUUUCUCACAUCAGUACUGUCGGUUCUAUGUUAGUACAGAAACGCGAUCAGUCGAAUGAGAAUGAGGAGGACCAGGAGGAAAGGGAUGCAGGAGAAGGAGGUGCUGAACAGAGUCGGAUGCUGACCCCUGAGCAAUUCUGGAGUGAACUGGAGGAGUUGAUGAACAAAGCAGGAGGUGAUUGGGCAGACGCGGCUGAUAGGAUCUGGUCGUUUGGGCCGAAGAGGAUGGGUGCGAACAUCCUGUUAGAUCCAGCGGGGAAAAGCCAACUUCGUCUGAGAGGUAAAGAGAAGCUCUUCGCCGAUGCUCGAGCAAAAGGUCAAUCUGCCGAUGCAGCUUUACAAACUGCCGAUAAUGCUCUGGCUCAGGACCAACUAGCUUCUAUCGCCUCUGCAAACGAAACGGAUGAUAGUGCUCGAGCCGAGCUGAGGUUGUUGAGGGACUUCGAGAAUUCUAUCGAAGCUGGAUUCCAAAUGGCUACUUUCCAAGGACCGCUAUGUUCCGAACCUGUCGUUGGUAUGGCAUGGGUCGUGGAGAAUGUAGAGUUGAACAAAGAGGAAUUCGAAUCUGAGCAAGGCAAAGGGCGAACGGCAGCUGUCACAGGGGCAUUGAUCUCUUCAAUUAGGGAUGCAUGUAGAGCGGGCAUGUUGGAUUGGUCGCCUAGAAUCAAGUUGGCGAUGUAUACUUGUGACAUCCAAGCUUCAACCGACGUACUCGGUAAAGUUUACGCGGUAGUAGCUAGAAGAAGAGGUAGGAUAGUGUCCGAAGAGAUGAAAGAGGGUACUUCCUUCUUCACGAUUAGAGCGAUGUUACCUGUAGUGGAAAGUUUCGGUUUCGCAGAUGAAAUCCGUAAACGUACAUCGGGAGCAGCAUCGCCUCAAUUGAUUUUCUCGGGAUUCGAAACGCUGGACCAAGAUCCAUUCUGGGUACCAACCACCCAAGAAGAGUUGGAAGAUCUUGGUGAGAAAGCAGAUAGAGCCAAUGUGGCUAAAGGGUAUGUGGAUGGUGUAAGAAAGAGGAAAGGGAUGUUUGUGGAGAAAAAGAUUGUGGAGUUUGCUGAGAAACAGAGGACUCUGAAGAAGUAA